AGUAGAAAUGGCGCUAGUGGCGUUAGCAUAGUUAGCUUCCAUUCUGCUUGGAUCCAGAGUUGAGAAACAUCUUCAGGAGGUCCUGAGAUCCGAACCGGACCCGGAACCAUCACAGGAACCCCAUACAGAACCGGCAUGGAGCGCAAUACCGACCCGACUGUGAGCUAGAACCGGAACCAGAGGUCCGGAGGGUCGGAGGGCUCGGAUACUUUAUGUGAAAACCUGAAGCUGGACCCAGAACCGGUUUUAGUCCCACGGUUUUCUGGAAGUUUCGGACAGAUCUUGGAUCAGUUUCAGGUGUGUGCAGGUGGAGGUGUGGCAUCCUGCAGGCCACGCCCACUCAGCCCCUCCCACCACCACAGGCGUGUUUUCAGCAGCAGGUAAAAGAGUAGCACUCAGGUUAUCACCGUGACGACGUUAAAACUCUCACAGGCCAACGAUCGACAUCAACAUGAGAAAAUCUGAUCAUCCAUACAGGCUGAUCUGAUGAUUAAUUAUUGAUUAACUGAUUAAUACCUGGAUGGAAAGAAUUUGUACAGAAUCUCCAACCAGGUGAAGCUAAAGCCGAACUAGAGAAGUUCUGCUAGAACAGAUUUACAGACUAAGAAGGUUUUUAUCUUACAUGUUUAUAUUAUUUUUAAUAAAAUUUUUAGAAUCUGUUUCCUGCAGUUAAUCGAUUAUUAGGUUUCCAGAACCGUUAAAGUAUUUUAUGGUUCUGAAGGAGAAUAAAUACACAAACACUUUUUCACACUCCAUUCUUUUCCCUGGAUAAAAGAAGAUCAAAUGUUUUAUUUUAAAGCUCAGCUCAACUUUUAACUUGUUUUAUAUUGAAAUGAACAAUCACAACAGCAGCAACGUUCAUCUGACUCGGGUCGCCUGGGAGGUUCUGGUUCUGGUAUCGGCUGCAGUGGCACUGGGUCCAUUCCUCCCUCUGCUGAUAGACGAACCUUUUGUCCUUUGAGGUUCUGAUGAAGACCCAGAUAAUGUUCUGGACCCGACAGUGAAACCCUGAAGAACCCGAGUAGAGCCGGUAGUGUUCUGGCGGGUCGUUGGUUCUGGUCCGAUGGUUUCCUUGACCUCUUCUUGUGUCUGUGUUUGUUUCACGUCCAAACUCCAUUUUAUUGUUGCAGAAACUCUGGGUGGAACGGUACCAACAGAACUUUUCAGUACUCCUCCUGGGGUCCGGUUCCUUGCAGCCCGGUGCGUUCGAGUGCAACUAGUCAAUGUUUUAAAACACUUUAAAUAUGGCCGCCGUCGUCCUCUUCAGCAAUAUUAACCGUUACUAAAUAAUGUAAUCAAAUAACUAAAUUAAACCUGAUGAAAAUAUUAGAAAAUCAUUUUUAUUGGCAGAACAGUUUAAAAUCCUUCAUUCCUUUGCUGAAUAAAGUCAAUAAACCAUUUAGUGACACCAGUAAUGAGUUUUAGAGGCUCGACUGGCUGAACAUGUUGGUUUAAUGUGUUUAUAACUAUAUUUAAUACUUGGCUCUGUAUCUCUAUUGUCUUUACCGCCUGGAUUGUUUUUAAUGCAUUUUCCACAUCUUAUUUUUUCCUUUUAAAUCAAAUCUGCUGGGUUGAAACACAAAACUCCUAGAAGAAGAAGAGGUUCCAUGUCUGAAGUUUAUUCUAAUAGCUUUUAUUCCACAACAAAUAAAUGAUUAAAAAACAGCAAAUAUUUCAACAUUUUACUGAUUUCCAAAUACAUGUUUGCUGAAAUCUCUUGAAUUUUUUCUUGUGUUCUUCAUCUCCUCAGACGUCCAGCAAAUAUUUUCUGUAGAAUCGAGAGGUUUUUCUUUUACAAAGAGAAGAAAUCAUUCAGAACCAGAAGAAGCAAAACUCUGCCCUGAUGGAAGAACAGAAGGAUCCAGAUGGUCCAAAUAUAAAGCAGGAACAGGAGGAACUGCUGGAUAAACAGCUGAAAAAUGACCAACAUGCUGAAGAUCUGCAGAUUAAAGAGGAAGUGGACGAAUACUGCACCAGCCAGGACGAAGUUCGCCUGGUUCUGAAGGAGGAGACGGACACAUUGGGGAUGAAUACUGCUCCUGAACAGAGAAACAACAGGGAACCAGAACCAAUCAGGGACCGACUCCAGAACGCGCGACUGGCUGAAAACCAGCAACAGGAAGGGAAGAAGGAAGAAUCAGGAUUCUGUAAACAUCCACAACCAAGGUCGAAUAAGAGCUGUCAGAAAUCCAGAGUUCAAAGUGACGAUGCACACGGUUCCAAACGUAGAAGGCGGAGCAGAUCUCUGAGCCAAACAGAAAAAAGUUUGUUUUCCUGUAAAGUGUGUGGCAAGAGUUUCUUCCAGAGUAGCCAUCUGAACAACCACAUGAGAUCGCACGCAAGUAAGAAACAAUACCCCUGUGAGGUCUGCGGUAAGUUUUUAAAUGACAAAGGUAGCUUAACGGUUCACAUGAGAACCCACACAGGUGAGAAGCCUUUCACAUGUCCCACCUGUGGGAAAGGUUUUGGUGCGAGGAGCAGCUUCAUUGCUCAUGUAAGAACUCACACAGGUGAGAAGCCAUUUCCCUGCCCAAGCUGUGAGAAAAGUUUCAUUGUAAAAAGUCAUCUAAUCACACACAUGAGAAUUCACACAGGUGAGAAACCUUUCCAGUGUCUCACCUGUGGAAAACGGUUUGGCGCUAAAAGCAAUUUAAACACUCACAUGCGAACACACACGGGUGAGAAACCUUUUGCAUGUGUGAGCUGCGGGAAAAGUUUCAGUGUAAGGAGUCACCUGAUCACUCAUCUGAGAACACACACGGGUGAGAAGCCAUACUCCUGUCCAUACUGUGGCAGAAGCUUCAGUCUGCGAAGUCAUUUAAAUGUUCACAUGAGCACACAUACAGGAGAGAAACCUUUUCCAUGUGUGGCAUGUGGAAAAAGCUUCAGAGUGAGAAGCAGUUUGACAAUUCACAUGAGAACGCACACGGAUGAGAAGCUGCACAUCUGUGAUGUGUGCUGUAAAGGUUUCACUCAGAGCAGCCGUCUGGCUUCUCACAUGAGGAUCCACACAGGGGAGAGGCCGUUCCCAUGUCCCACAUGUGGAAAAAGUUUCAGUGCCAAAACAUAUCUGAAUACACACAUGAGGACACACACAGAUGAGAAGUCCUAUCUGUGUGUGAUCUGUGGGAACAGCUUCAGUCGAAAAAGCAACUUGAACAGACACAUGAGGACGCACACGGGCGAGAAACCCUAUGAUUGUGAAGUUUGUGGGAAAUCCUUUGGAUGUAGCGGUAGCUUGACCGUCCAUAUGAGAUCUCACACAGGUGAGAAACCAUUCCCAUGUGUCACCUGUGGAAAAAGCUUUAGUGUAAGAAGUUACCUGGUUAUUCACAUGCGAACCCACACAGGUGAGAAGCCUUUCCCAUGUGUCACCUGUCGGAAGAGCUUCCUUUUACGGAGUCAUUUGACUCGUCACAUGAGAGUUCACACCGGCGAGAAGCCGUUCCCAUGUUCGACCUGUGGGAAAGGUUUCAGUGUGAGAUGUCACAUGAUGGCUCACAUGAGAACUCACAAACAGGAGAAAGAUCUUUCUGACACAUGGCCUGUGGGAAACGUCUCCAAGGAAGUCUGGUUAGCUCGUGGUGUGUCCCAGAGCGUGUCCAGGAGGUUCUGGUUCUGUUCAGCAACAAUGUGUUCCGUUGAGCCUCUGAGAGAGUUUAUCAGAGAGAGACUAACUGCUGCUGCUGAAGAAAUCUUCACCCAGCUGGAAAAAACCAUCGUCCAGUACGAGGAGGAGAUCGACCGGCAGCGGAGACUGCUGGACCUCACCUGGAGACCCCGAACCGAGCCGAACCCCGCAGGUCUCCAGCAGCAGGAACCGGUCCACCAGAACUUCUGGCAGCAGAACCGCUGUAACACUCAAGAUGUUCCCUCUGACCUGGAAUUCAGUCAGCAGAAGAUUGGUUCUGGUUUGAACCCAAAGGAACCAGAACCAACAAAAGAGAAACUCCAUGACGUCCUGGGCUGGGGAGCAGAGCGGCUCGUUAAGCAGGAGCCCGAUUCCUGCAUGGUGACUGUCGAGUACGACGACAUGUUCCCCACUAAAGCAGAACCAAACACAACCCAGAUCUUUUCUCAGAACUCGCCUAAAGCAGAGAUCCAGAGUCAGGAGAGAAGCAACUCAGGAUCUUGCACAGAUGAGGCUCCUAAAGCUCCAACUUCAGAUGAUCCAGAACUGAGGAUGGCUGAGAACGCACCCCUCACUGAGGAGAACCUGUACUCAUGUCAGUUCUGUGGGAAAAACUUCACCACUUCCAAGGACCUGAAGGUUCACUGGAGGAGCCACACAGAAAAGAAGCGUCAUACUUGUGGAGUGUGUGGGAAAACUUUGAGCGACCGCAGCAGUUUGAGGAAACACCUUCGGAUCCACACAGGAGAGAAGCCAUAUCCUUGUGAAGUGUGCGGGAAAAGAUUCAGGAACAGCUGUGGCUUGACGAAGCACCUCCGGAUUCACACAGGAGAGAAGCCAUUCACAUGUCAGACCUGCGGGAUGCGUUUCAACCAGAGCAGCAUUUUAUACAGACACAUGAAGAGAAAGAACCACUUAAACAGAGCAGCUAGCCCGGUUAGCCUCCUGCUAGCAGCUGUCACUGUGUCCAGGAGGUUCUGGUUCUGUUCAGCAACAAUGUGUUCCGUUGAGCCUCUGAGAGAGUUUAUCAGAGAGAGACUAACUGCUGCUGCUGAAGAAAUCUUCACCCAGCUGGAAAAAACCAUCGUCCAGUACGAGGAGGAGAUCGACCGGCAGCGGAGACUGCUGGACCUCAGCUGGAGACCCCGAACCGAGCCGAACCCCGCAGGUUUUCCACCUGGUCGUUUCUGUGAGGAGGACGUCCGUAACGACCAGCGGCUCCUUCACCAGGAGGAAGUCGGACCUCCCCAGCAAGAGCUACAGCUCCCCGAGAUUAAAAGGAAGAAGAAGAAGAAGAAGAAGAAACCACUGCAGCCUCCAGAGGUCAAAGAGGAACAUGAAGAACUGUGUGUCAGUCAAGAAGCUGAGCAGCUCAUCCUGAAGCAGGAGACGGAAACACUGAUGGUGACAGUCGAGUAUGAUGAACCCGAACCGAGCAACGACCCACUCCUGCCUCAGAGAUCUCCCAAAGCCGAGACUCUGGAGUCGGGGACGAGCAGGUCUGAGGAGCUGGAAGCAAACUGUCUGUCUGAACCAAACACAAGUAGAACACCUGUCAAAUGUGACUUCUGUGAGAAAGAGUUCAGGUUUCAGUACGCCAUGAGGAGACAUCGCAAAAUCCACACCGGAGAGAAGCCGUUCUCCUGCAAGACCUGUGGGAAGAGUUUCAUCAGAAAGUUUGCUCUGUUGACUCACAUGAGGGUCCACACUGGGGAGAAGCCAUACUCCUGCUCCGUCUGCGGGAAAUGUUUCCGCUGCAGCAGCGACCUGUCAAAGCACACCAGCAUCCACUCCAGUGAGAAACCGUACUCCUGUGAGACCUGCCGGAAGAGCUUCACCACCAAGCGCAGUCUGAUCCUCCACAGCAGGUGUCACUCAGAGGAGAAACCUUACUUCUGUCCCAUUUGUCACAAAGGCUUCAGGAGGAGCGACAACCUUUCAGUUCACAUGAGAACCCACAUGGAUGAGAAACUGUUCACAUGUGAGUUCUGUGGUAAAAGUUUCAACCAGAACGUCCAUCUGGUGAUCCACAGGAGGACCCAUACGGGGGAGAGCCCGUUCCCAUGCAGCAUGUGUGAGAAACGUUUUAAGAACCGCUCUGCGCUGAACAGUCAUCUCCGGCUGCACGCUGCAGACCCGCUGUAGGGAACCAGAACAGAACCAGAACCAGGAGCUCUGCUGACACACCCAGUUUUCAGAUUGUUUUAUUUCUUCUGGUUCCUUUGAGGCGUUUCCAUGGUGAUCAAAAGUUAACUUUUGCAUGAACGGAGCUUUAGGCUAGUCUAGAGGUUGAAGUGGAAAAUUACAAUAAGGUCACAUCUGCUAGUUGUAUUGCUAUAUGUUUAUUCUAACUUCCUGUAUAGACCCACUAAAACAGAACUAUUUGGGUUCCAUGUAGAAGGUUGGGAGUCGUUUUCCACAGCUGCAUCAGAACCAGACUGUCUCGCCUCUUGUUUUAGAACCUUUAGAACUCAUGUGUUGUCUUUUCAUCCAGACCUGCUUCAUUAUUGAUUAUUGAUUAUUGAAGCUUUCUGAGUUGUGCACAAUUCAUAAAUAAACCUGAUUGAGUGAUUUUUACCUGAACAAUGCUUGGUAAUAGUUUUUUUUCCACAACAAGGUCCAGUUUUAAAGUCUUGGUUCUGGUUCCAUCUGGACCUUCUGGACCAAUCAGGAGCUUCAGAUGAGUGACCUCAGAGUGAAACUCUACCUGACUCCGCCCACUCUCCCCGCAGCCGAUGCUAAGUCUGCUAGCGCUUAGCUGAUGUUCCACAGUCGUCUGCUUUGCCAGAGUUACUGGGCCAGAACCCACAGGUUCUGGUUCUGCUGGAAGGACUGCAGGAGUCGGGUGGAGGUGGAUGUUCUGGUCUCGGUUCUGGUCAGAUGAUCAGAACCAACAUUUAGAACCUUUUGAACUCGUCUGGUACUGAGCUGCUCCAGAUGUUCUGAGGAGGUUCUGUUGUCCUGCUGCUCCAUAAAAACCCAGAAGAACCAAUCAGAGCCUCAGGAGAGUGAGAGGAGGCGGAGCUUCGUUCUCCCUGACGUUUUGUUUUCUGGUCAGAACCAGGUUUCUGGGUCCGGCUAUCCUCAGAACUGCAGAACUUGUCCAUGAGGACUGAAGGUCCAGAAACAUCUGGUGACCUUCUGACCUUUAGAUCCCAUCCAGGUUUUCUUGACUUGUUCUGUUUUGCAUCUGAACGCAUGAAUUAUGUCUGUAGAUUUCUUUUCAAUUUAAAUGUUAAAUAAUAAAUCUAAAUAAUCCGAUUAUGUUGAUAUUUUCAGAUAUGAGAAAAUCAGCUUCAGUUCAGCAGAAACAUUUUAAUAACUUUGUUAUGACGAGUUUAGCAACAUGAAGAUUUCUGCUCUGAAAUACGUUUCGAUUUUCACACCAUGGACCAUGAAAUGGGAUAAAUUGGAGGAAAUUAUGUUUUGAAUCAAAAAUGAAAUUAUUCCUGAAUUAUCUUUUUGUUUAGAAACAACCUUUAAAGUCACUAAAUGUAUUUUUUAUUAUUUCUGAGCUGCUGAUGUUCAAUAAUUCGCCUAUUAGAAGCUGAAUUAAAAUGAUGUAAAUAUUUUUAGGAAAUGACCUCAGUGGUGUUUCAAUCCAGAGGAUUCUACAUCUGUUCACACACACACACACACACACUCACACACGCACUCACACACACACACUCACACACACAUUCACACACUGAUGAUGGGAAUCGAACUGGCAACCCACCGAUUGGAGGACUCCACCUCAGACUUUGACUGGACCGUCCAGAACCAGAACUGGGACGAAGUGGGGUCAGUUCCACUGGUUCUGGAUGGGGUUGGACUGUUGAGGCAGCUGGACCAGGUUCUGGUUCUGGUUUCAUGGUUUUCAGUUUUAACUGUUUCAUAAUCAUAACUUUUAUUGUAACUGUCAUUUUUUUCUGGCUGAAUGUUUGAAAUCACUUCCUGUUUCUGCGUUUCAUAAAUUCCAUCCAAAGUUUCCACUAUUAUGAAAUUAAUAAAA
Xiphophorus maculatus (southern platyfish) is the source of this 7625-nucleotide messenger RNA. RefSeq names its product zinc finger protein Xfin-like. Gene Ontology annotation, molecular function: RNA polymerase II cis-regulatory region sequence-specific DNA binding; DNA-binding transcription factor activity. Lineage: Eukaryota; Metazoa; Chordata; Actinopteri; Cyprinodontiformes; Poeciliidae. Bases 1844 to 5776 code for a protein of 1310 amino acids. The record is from RefSeq and is a predicted model, not a curated record. The transcript is spliced from 7 exons. Gene Ontology annotation, biological process: regulation of transcription by RNA polymerase II.